Limulus polyphemus (Atlantic horseshoe crab) is the source of this 3919-nucleotide messenger RNA. Its product is annotated as chaoptin-like. The record is from RefSeq and is a predicted model, not a curated record. Gene Ontology annotation, molecular function: protein binding. Bases 70 to 3837 code for a protein of 1255 amino acids. The transcript has 4 exons. Lineage: Eukaryota; Metazoa; Arthropoda; Merostomata; Xiphosura; Limulidae.
UAUCAACUGAGCAACAGCCAUUUUAUCUGGUUAUUUUUUUUUCCUUCCAACGAAGAAUGAGUUAGAAGCAUGGAAAUUUAUCAAAUGAUAUUUUUGAUGUGGAAACUUACGAGCUUCUUGCUUGGUAUAUUGGACUAUGUUUCUUUAUCAACCAUGCCUUGUGGCUUCAACCCUUUGUGUUCCUGUGUUGCUAUGCAACAAGAAAUCAGUUGUGUGAGUGUACCAUUCCUAGUUCUUCCAAAGCUUCCGUUUAAAGAAGUUUAUCAACUGACGUUUGCAAGAAAUGGACUUCCAGUAUUAAGCAAUAAAUCGCUAGAUGGCACUGCUGUGUCUUCUCUUAGAUUAAUGUACAACGAUUUAGUGACUCUACCACUUCACGCUUUCCACAGAUCGGAACAAUUGAUGACCUCGUUGGACAUCAGUUACAAUCAGAUGAACGAAUUUCCAGCUAAGGCUUUAAGAAAACUACCUUAUCUUCAGUGGUUAAACUUACAUUUUAAUAAAGUGGAGGAGCUCAGACGAAGUGCGUUCGAAAACCUCUGGUCGCGUUCUUCUCUUCGUAGCUUAUUAUUAAGCAACAAUCAUGUUUCAUUUAUAGAAGAUGGUGUUUUCAGAAGUCUUUGGAACCUUUCAUCUCUGGACCUCUCCAAUAAUCACAUUAGCAAGUUGGAGGGUCAACCUUUUCCAGAUUCUUUGACUACGCUGUCCUUAUCAGAGAAUCUUCUGGACUGGAUCCCUCCUGAUGCUCUUUCUAACCUGAAAUACCUGAAUAGAAUUAAUCUAGGUGGUAAUUUGUUUUCGACUCUCCCAAAAAAGUGGAAGUUAUCAGUGCGUCAUCUCGAUAAAUUAGAUUUCAGUCACAACCUGCUAGCAGAUUUAGAUAGCAAUAUUUUUAACGGAUCUUUUUCGGUAAGUGAGCUAAGCCUAAGCUAUAAUUAUCUUAGGACAUUACCAAUGCAGGUUUUUAGAGGUCUUUCUAUACAGCGGCUAUCUUUAACUAACAACCGCUUGUCUUCCAUACCAGUCGGGACCUUUGAAGGCUUAGAAUCUACCCUGACUGCUUUGGAUUUAAGCUUCAAUAUGCUGAAUAAAUAUCCCAAGGCAUUAAAAGAACUCAAUCAGCUUCAACAACUUCACUUGCGCGGGAACCAGCUUGAAGACCUAGAUAGGUUCGAUUUAUAUACGUGUCGGGAACAUUUGGAAACUCUGGAUCUCUCAAGGAACGUUUUCAAGAAGGUCCCGAAGGAAGCUUUGAAAACUUGCAAAACAAUUUUGCGCUUAAGUUUACAAGAUAAUCAGAUUAAGCGAGUUUAUGCAAAUGAUUUUUAUGGCUGGGGAGACUCUCUCUUGUUCCUGAGCUUGGCUAAUAACGACAUAAGUUACAUCGCAGAAGGUGUGUUUCUCCACACGCCAAAGUUAAGAGAAGUGAAACUAUCAUAUAAUAAUCUCGUCAACGGUGACCCCAGACUUUUACUUCCUCUCAGGCAUUCGUUGAAAGCCGUAGAGCUAGGGUCACUUUUCGGACUCCACCGCGACCCUCCUGAUCUGAUGGUGAAAUUCUUGAAUAACAUUGAAUGGCUUCAAAUGGAUCACAACAACAUUUCCGACAUAACACCCACGUCUCUGUUAGGCUUAACAAAGCUGGUUCACUGCGAUUUGGAAGGUAAUAACAUACGGCUACUUCCACACGGGUUAUUCCCAAAGAAUGUACAUACUAACCUAACUAAUGUUAUCCUAUCACACAAUCAACUGAUUUCAACCAAUACAAAAACAUUUCACGAACUCCCGCGCCUCCGGAAUAUCGUCCUGCUGGGCAACCAAUUGAAGAUCGUUCGAUCCAAAUCUUUCACGAGCUGCCCUUUGCUGAGUUCGGUUGUUUUAUCACAUAACCAGCUACUUACCAUAGAACCUGCAGCUUUUCACAAUUUGACACGUCUAACAAGUGUUUUUUUACAGUUUAAUAAAUUAUCAAGAUUUUCUUUUAAUAUAUUCAGUGGUGUUAGCAACUCGCAUUUUCCAAUGUAUAUUAACGUUUCAAACAACCGUAUUGUGUCUUUAGUUUUGUCUCAUAGAGAUGAGAGUGAUCACGAUAUUCGAACCUUAGAUCUUAGUCAUAAUAACAUAUCACUGAUUCCAGAGGGGUUUUUCAAAUGUGUAGAGAGGUCGCUUUACCAUUUAUUUCUGUCCUUCAAUAACCUAACAGUCAUACCGUCGAGCGUGUUUUCUGAAACUGCUAAUCUCCAGGUUAUCCACUUGGAUCACAAUCAUAUCACAUCUGUUAAGUCUACUGACUUUCGAGGGAAGUCGCGUGUUCAGAUUAUAACCUUAGGUUACAAUAACAUUUCUACAAUCUCAUCAGAGGCUUUCACUGGCCUACAAGAACUUAGGAUUGUAGAUCUGAGUUAUAACAGAAUAGCGACACUGCCAGAAAGUGCAUUCAUGGGCACGAAAUUGGAAAGGAUCAAUCUUUCUCAUAAUAUAAUUGUCCGUCCGCCUCUAAGGAGCUUUUUUCCCGCCAGAUACACGUUGAGAAUUAUUGACUUGUCAGCCAAUCACAUCUCCGUGAUUCAAAGUGACGAGAUCAAUCCUCUGUAUAUGUUGUAUUCAUUGAACUUGUCGAGUAAUCGGCUAACAGAAAAAGCGGUAGGAUUUCUCGUGAACCUCACGCGACUCAUUAACCUUGAUGUUUCCCAUAAUCCUUUGCGGAGGAUUGAAGAUGGACCUUUUUAUCCAUUGAGGUUACUGCGCUCGCUAAACUUAAAGAACUCUAGUUUAUCUCACUUGUCCUUUAUUCCACUGCUAAGAUUAAGGACCUUGACGCUCGCAAACAAUCUUCUGAGAAAUAUUUCAGAUCACGCUUUCCGUCACUUGCGACAGUUGCGCCACCUAGAUUUGUCCUACAACCUGAUAGAGGAAGUUCCAAGUCAUGUAUGGGUUCACACACCGGACCUACACACCCUCGAUAUAUCUCAUAAUCCAAUUGAAGUACUGGGAACUGUUAGUUUCAGCGGACUAAACCGACUAGUGGAACUGGACAUGCGCGGAUUAGAUCUGAAAUACUUAGACUCUCGCACACUCUACAAACUCAGAUGUUUGCAGACGUUCAAAACGAGCACCUAUCCCGGAGUCCGCUCGUUUCGACUUCAUGAUCUACUUCACAAGUCAGCUUCACUUGUUCGCGUGGUAGUGGAAGUAAAAGAACCAACUUUGUCACAUCAGAUUCAAUGGACUUUUGGCGCCAAAUUGCGCGAUCUCACCAUCACCGGACACAACUUGCAGCACGUGCUACCCGAUGCGUUUCUCGGCUUGCAUCACACACACGAGCUAAUUUUAAGAAUCACGGGUACAGGCAUAACAAGACUACCACAUCGACUGUUGCGAUACCUAACGGACAUAAGAUAUCUAACGUUAGACUUAAGAGAAAAUAAUCUUAAGAAAAUGGAGCCAAGAGUUCUUGAACCAGGAGAUGGAGAAACAGGAGAGCCUGAUGGAACGAAACAUAUAGCAGGGGGCGUCUUAUUGGAGAACAACCCCUGGACGUGUGACUGUGACUUGAUCUGGCUCUCUCAUUGGCUGCGACGAUGGAUGCGUGAAACUCUACAAGUUCAGAUGUUACAUUUUGAUGCGGCUUUAUAUGUAUACAACCUAGCAAGACAGAGCACUUGUAAAAUCCCCGGAUCAAACACUGAAAUCCCAGUAAUCGAUUUAAGGCUUGAAGAAAUGAAAUGUACGGAAAAUCAACAUAAUACAGCCGCGGUGAUCAGUCUUCAUUUGCUGGGGCCUUUUGUGAUUUGGGGGUUAGCAGUUUUGAUUGGUAUUACCGAUAUAUAUAUAUGACGUAAUAAACUUAUAUAUUUAUGUAUAUAUAUAUAACUGCGUGUCUUGUAUGUUGUUGUUGUUACGGCUUUGAAAGUGUUGG